Messenger RNA from Mycena indigotica, 1461 nucleotides. RefSeq lists its product as uncharacterized. The transcript has 3 exons. The record is from RefSeq and is a predicted model, not a curated record. Gene Ontology annotation, molecular function: protein binding. The coding region runs from base 13 to 1461 and encodes 482 amino acids. Lineage: Eukaryota; Fungi; Basidiomycota; Agaricomycetes; Agaricales; Mycenaceae.
UUCCCCCACCGCAUGAUUAACUUUUCCAGCUUGCCCACAGAGCUGAUUUAUGAGAUUCUCACUCAACAUUGCGAUAUAAGAAGCUUGAACUGUAUCAGUCAGACUUGCAAACCUCUCCACACACUUGUCACCUCAAAGGCGGUCUGGGUCUCCGUAAUCAAACGGCUCAAAUCACACGGCUUCAUUGACGAAAGAUUCGCCCGCGAACCGUCCCAGUUAUCGACAGCAGAACUCAGCAAGCUUGUGAAGCGUCUUGUCCAUGGUCCAGACUCAUGGCAGUCAGCUCAAGGUCAAACAACCAUUUCCCCUCGAAUAUCAAGCUGCAUUACUCUUCAUACGCCAUGUGACCAUCCGACUGGCUACUCUGUGGUCCGCUUUGUGCCUGGUGGUCACCUCCUCCGAAAUAACCAUGGUACGACGGAACUUUGGGAUGUUGAACACGGUCAAAAGGUCUGGUUUCGGGCCCCACAAAUACCGAAUAUCACGCUCGUACAAUCUGGGUUCGAGCGCAAAUCGUCUGGAGUUGUGGUCGUUGCGAUGACAUACGUAGAUUCUGAUAACUUCACGUUCAACUUGGAGAUGGCCGAGCUUAUGGUCUAUCGUGAGCCACAGACAACCGAAACGAGUCAUCUCCACCUCGAGAUAAACCUUACGAAUGUGACGUUUGGACCCGUUCGGGCUAGUGUGCCCGUUAUGAGCUUAUGCGAAGACUUGGUACUACUAAACAUAGGAAUACCAGGCUAUCUUCUUGUGAACUGGCGUGAAAAAUCCGCUAUCGCUCUCGACCCAGGCGGAUUGGAGCAGUUGGAUUGGGUCCUCACACCACAUGGGGACAUCAUCGCGAUCAUGGGCAGUUACGAAGAGAGUCGCCGCGAAGAUCCUGUUCAGCUCAAAAUAUUCGACACAAACGCCUUUGAACUUGUUCCCAUUGGCAACAAUAGACUGAUAGACCACAUACCACUUUCUACGGUCGUUCCACUUCUGACCCACCAGUUCGCCAGAGACUUGGCAAAUCGGUUUGAGGUGCCAUAUGCGCUAUACAUCUUCCCCGAUCCUCUAGAAGAAGGCAGUUUUCGCCUAUGGGCUUGUGUGUACCAGCAACCCCCUGACCUCAAUCUCGGAACAGCCGCUUUACUGCACCAACUCUCCCUCACAUAUACUGCACAUAAUGGUCAGCGAUUACUGCCAACAUUAACCCACUCCAACUCUGCCGAGCCGCAUAGAAUAUCACGUCCCGACUUCCUCUACGCCAACAGCAUGGGCUUCUCAGGGCACGCGCAAGUGCAGAUACGACCUCGUUCACUUGGGAGAAUCCGAAUAACAGAUUCGUACGGCGGCGAGGGUGAAACAACUUUGUCGGAGGUUGGGUGUGACGGAGGUGGCUUCAACUACAUGGCCCCAUAUUGUGGCUCUUGGGCGUAUGUCAAGGACCACCAGACGACAGUAAUCGACUUCGAGUAG